Molecule: messenger RNA, 8823 nt
Organism: Scophthalmus maximus (turbot)
Lineage: Eukaryota; Metazoa; Chordata; Actinopteri; Pleuronectiformes; Scophthalmidae
Product: potassium/sodium hyperpolarization-activated cyclic nucleotide-gated channel 2
Exons: 9
Coding region: 2914-7374 (1486 amino acids)
Biological process (GO): transmembrane transport; potassium ion transport
Cellular component (GO): membrane
Molecular function (GO): voltage-gated potassium channel activity
Source: RefSeq, a predicted model, not a curated record
GACUUUUUUAGAAUUUGGAGAUAAGGCUUUUCAUUUCUGUCCAUGGUCCUGAGCUUAUCUCUAUGACAGUGCAAUUCUUUUGGCUUUAAUGAGCAGUGUCGGGAGAGACAGAGACGACGGGUGUUGGAUUGCACCACCUUUUGUCCACUCAGAUACCUUCAUCUGGAUAAUAUUCUCCCAUAAACUAAUUAUAUAUGUUCCUGUAUGGGUCUUUCUUAUGUGUGAUGAUCUAUUGUAUGACAUUCUCGCCUUUCUAAUGCAGGAAUUCUUACUUUCCAGCUCUUUUGUGCCUUGAAUCCUCCUCCCACAGUUGACCAGUCAAUCUCUUUCUACCACCAAUAGCCACUUUUGCAUAGGCCAAGCAUGUAAAUAUUGUUGUGUUUGACUCAAACACAUUAAGAGGAAUUUUAUCUUUCUACUCUUAAAUGGGCCCUGCGGUUGCAGAAAAUCAGUAUUAUUGACGCAGCAAUUGAAUUUAUAUCUACAUAGGGUGAUGCUGUUUUCAACUAAUUCAUCUUGCUGGAUUAAUUUAUCAAGAUGCAUUGUAUUUUUGUAUACAAAAUCCUAAUUUGGCUAGAAGCCAGUAAAUACAGGUGUCAGAUAAGUAUGGAAUACAAUAUUUGCCUCUGAAAUGUUGAGGAAAGUACAUUAAAAUAGAAAUACUCAGGUAGAGUUGUAACUAGUAGCUACCUAAAAGUUGUGAUUAAGUACAUUACAGAGAAGGGGCUGAGCAAUCUGUUACUUCCUUUAUAGUGUGUUCACUCUUAAUUUCAAGAUUUACAAAGAGACACAUUACUGAAUGUUUAUUUAACAGGAAACCAAAGGAACUACAAUCAUCACAUCUGGAUGACGUAUGAAAAUGAGCAUUUAUUAUCCAGACAUCAGACACACAUGUCAAAUGUGUUGGCUGGGGAAUAGACUUAUGAGCAUCAGAGACUCACAAAUAAGAUAUUUAAAUGGAACACUUAGAAAUGUGUUUUUACAUUAGAAGUUAAAUGUAUCUCAUAUACAUAGAAAAACGGCCUGGUGAUAUAUGGUGUAAACCAAAGUUACGAACAUGUGUCAUAAAAAGCAGCAACAGUAAGUUGUAAUAUAAUUUUUUUUUUUUACGACCAAGUUGUAAAACAACACUUUAUUUUGUAAUCGAACACUGCACUGUAAUUUAAAAUAGAAAUAAAUAAAUGAAAAAUUCCAGAAAUUUGAGAUAUGAAACGCUUUAUUGGACGAGGCAGCGGUUAAUUAACAUAAUCUAAUGACAUUUAUUGACUGUUGCUUUACAUGUGUCGAUUUUUUUUGAUAUUAUUGUUUCCAUUGUUUAAAAGGCUUGCUAUGUUUCCAAGUUUUAAAAUAAAAUGUCAACAUCACUCUCGCCAUCACGCACUCCCUCUCUGAAUGGGCGAGGGAGGAUGACGCGCGACUUGUAUACCUGCGAGGGAUGCGUGCGUCUCGCCGGCCGGGCAUGCGGCCUUCGGGGAUGGAUGAUGAGGGAUGCAGGGUGCCAUGGUAACAGGCCGAUUGCAUCCAGACGUUUAUAUGCACCCUUAUUUAUUUAACAGUUCAUUCGCAUGCGCCGCGCGUCUCCGUGGACGUGUCUGCUCUGAGUCAGAGGAGAAGAAGUGGAUACGACCUGGACUUCAUCGGCGCUGAGGAGUCUGCGAUUGAGCAGCCACCGUCAACGCUCAACAAGUUGUUCUAUUUUCCGGGGGGGGGGGCUUUUGGAUUCGUCAGAGCGCAGCGCUUUACCUCGGUGAAGCUUUGUUUCAUUGAAGGGGCAGCGCUUCGUAUCUGCCCUCGGCGCCGCGGCGGAGGAGAGGACACCGCCGAUUCCCUCUGGUCUGGACUCAAUGUCAUUGAAAGUGGGCAGAAGUGGAAAUCCUUGGCAGCGGCGGCUGAUGAGAGAGGAGACGGUUCGGGGCGUCGGACUCUGAACACCUGAGUUCAUCCCGGCGCCAGUUCAAUAGAAAUCGCCCUGACGCCGAUCCAGUGGUGUCACCUCUGGCUGCAGCUGAGCGCCUCACGCGCCUUCCGUCGCGAUCAGUGGGGUUUUCCGCUCGGACUCCGUGAAAACAUGGGCUAGAUUUGAUGGUAAUUCGACUUGUUCUCCGCCGCCUCGUGUUUCCUUUUUAUUUUUCAACGCGUGCGUGUUUCUGGUGGAUGAUAGUGUGCGUGUCAGGAUGAAUCAGUGCGCCUCGGAGGAUGAGCGCCUGUGUGUGUGUGUGUGUGUGGCUGAUGCGCGUCCCUCGUGUGCGUUAACAAGCCGUGUCUCCUGACGGACCAUCAAGUGUCCUUGUCAUUCAUCCGCCGGUGAAUGUUGGCCACUCCACCACCGUAUCGCUCGGAUCACCUCUUCCACUAUGAUACAGGGGAAAUAGCAACACCGGGUGAGCAGCCCGGACACACAGGCAACACAAACAGACCACCAACGGCCAAUGAGCGGCGAGCUCCGUUAUCUACAAAAGACCGGGAAUCCGGUGCCAGUAUGACCGGCGACGGAGCGUCGAGGGCGGCCGUGGAGGGGAGAGGGAGGGCCUCGGGCGGAGAGCAACGUUUCAAGGACGAGGAGGGAGAAACGUUACAGGAGCGUCUGUGAGGACAAACGGAGACUCGCCAAGGGAAGCUGCUGGCGUCACACUGGCAGGGUGAAGGACUUCAUGUCUGGAUGAGGCUUUUUGCAAGGGCACCGGGGUAAGGGUGGCCACAUCUGCGGAGAGGGGGCGGCGGUGUGAGCUGUCUGCUCCAGAAGAAUGACAAGAGACAGAGAGGAGACUUGUCUUUAGCCUCUGCAGUUUAUCAUUCACGUUGACACUGACACUCUCACCUAUCUAAUCUAGCCAGCUGGACUAUACUAAACUGUUUUUUUCCCCAGAGGGAUCAGGAGCUUAAGGUUAUAUUCACCCUCCUCCUUGAGUUGGGAUGGAUGGGGUGGCUGGAGGUGUGGGUGGCCCCGGUAGCGCCCCGGGGUCAGGAGGUGAUAGCCUGCCCAGACGUAACGGAGGGGACUCGAAGCGCCGCAGUAAAGGCAGCCUGCCCUCCCCGGGCUACAGGCUGUCACAGGCCUCUCUGGAGGGGGAGAGGGGCUCCUUUGGGGGGGACAGCACUUCCUCAGGUGGACGCGGCCGUCGUCUCUCCAUCAUGAGCUCCUCCACCAGGGACGGCCUUCCCUUCCGCACAGCGGGCACACCAACCACCCCUGGGGCCCUGCUGCCGCCACCACCACCACCCUCCUCCUCCUCUGCCACAGCCCACCCUCCACCACGCUCGGUGGGCUUUGCCCCCUCCCGCGCCGCCCUGUCAUCCACCUCCUCCACCGGGACAGGAGUCAUGGUGGUAGCCACUGGCCCAGAGACCACCACCACCACGGCCUGCAACACCACUGUGGCGGGGACCCCGGAGAUGAUGGGUCAUACUGGACUGGGUCUGUUUGGCAUGGGGCUGGACGGAGAGGACUACAGCAACUCCAACCAGAGCACCUUCAUCCAGAGACAGUUUGGAGCCAUGCUCCAGCCUGGGGUCAACAAGUUCAGCCUGCGCAUGUUUGGAUCCCACAAAGCUGUGGCACUGGAGCAGGCUAGACUGAAAUCAGCAGGGUCAUGGAUUAUACACCCCUACAGUGACUUCCGAUUCUAUUGGGACCUGUUGAUGCUAGUGUUGAUGAUGGGGAACUUAAUCGUCCUGCCAGUGGGCAUCACGUUCUUUAGAGACGAGAACACGCCCUCGUGGAUCAUCUUCAACGUGGUCUCCGACACUCUCUUCAUGGUCGACUUGGUUCUCAACUUUAGGACGGGCAUCAUCAAGGAAGACAACACUGAGAUAUUGCUGGACCCCAGGGCCAUCCGCCAGAACUACCUGAAGAACUGGUUCCUCGUAGACUUUGUGUCAUCUAUCCCGGUGGACUACAUCUUCCUGAUGGUAGACAGUCUGGACUCUGAGGUCUACAGGACAGCAAGGGCGUUGCGCAUCGUCCGCUUCACCAAAAUCCUGAGCCUGCUUCGGCUGCUGCGCCUGUCCAGACUCAUCCGCUACAUCCACCAGUGGGAGGAGAUCUUCCAUAUGACCUAUGACCUUGCCAGUGCCAUGGUAAGGAUUGUGAACCUGAUCGGUAUGAUGCUGCUGCUCUGCCACUGGGACGGCUGUCUCCAGUUCCUUGUCCCCAUGCUGCAGGACUUCCCUCCUGACUGCUGGGUUUCCAAGAACCUGAUGGUGAAUGACACAUGGGGCGUGCAGUACUCCUAUGCUCUAUUCAAAGCCAUGAGCCACAUGUUGUGUAUUGGGUACGGCGCACAGGCUCCAGAGGGGAUGACUGAUGUGUGGCUCACCAUGCUCAGUAUGAUCGUAGGCGCCACCUGCUAUGCCAUGUUCAUCGGACACGCCACCGCCCUAAUCCAGUCGCUGGACUCCUCACGACGACAGUAUCAGGAAAAGUACAAGCAGGUGGAGCAGUAUAUGUCAUUCCAUAAGCUUCCUGCUGAUGUUCGGCAAAAGAUCCACGAGUACUAUGAGCACCGCUUCCAGGGGAAAAUGUUUGAUGAGGAGAACAUCCUGGGAGAACUCAGUGAGCCACUUAAAGAGGAGAUUGUCAGCUUUAACUGCCGUAGCCUGGUGGCUAACAUGCCACUGUUUGCCAAUGCUGAUCCCAACUUUGUGACCGCGGUGUUGACCAAGCUCCGCUUUGAAGUGUUUCAACCGUCUGAUUUCAUCAUCCGCGAGGGAACACUUGGACGGAAGAUGUACUUCAUCCAACAUGGCCGAGUCGGUGUGCUGACCCGUGGUAACAAGGAAACCAAGCUGAGCGACGGGUCUUACUUUGGAGAGAUCUGUUUGUUGACUCGUGGACGGAGGACAGCCAGUGUCCGGGCAGAUACCUACUGUCGUCUGUAUUCUCUCAGUGUGGACAGCUUUAACGAGGUGCUGGAGGAACAUCCGAUGAUGCGACGUGCCUUCGAAACUGUCGCUGUUGACCGUCUGGACCGCAUUGGCCGGAAAAACUCCAUGCUCCUGCGGAAGUCCUCCCAGGGUGGUUCACUAGGGGGCAGCAUGGGUCGCGGUGGAGGCCGGGGUGGAGGAGGUCCAGGAUCAGGGGGAGGCCUUGCAGCUGGCAGUCUGGGUUCCUGUGAUAGCAUGUUGGUACAGCAGAUUGUCAAACACGACAGCAUGCCGGCCAUGCAGGAUGCCAUUGCUGCAGCCUCUGCAGGAAGAAGCGGCAUCAUGGGAGGAAGUGGCACAGUGUCUCCUCGGCCACGCCCGGUCAUCUGGGCGCCACUGGUCCAUGCUCCCCUGCAGACUGCAGCUGCCACCAGUAAUGUAGCCAUCGCCCUCAUGCACCAGCAGCAGCAACAGCAGCAGCAGCUUCAGCAGAUGCAGCAGCAGCAUGCACUAGGAGGUGCUUUCUUCCUGCCUUCCCCUCUUGUCUCCCCCUCUCCCUCCUCUUCUUUCCCUCUGUCACCCCCUCGUGCUCCUGUGUUGCAGCCCCUUCGCCCCUCUGUGAGCUCCCUCAUCGGGAUGAUGACGAUAGGAGGAAUGGGUGGUCUGUCCCCAAGAGGAGGAUUUCCUGCCUCCCCCUCAUCCAUGGGCCCUCCUGGUGGGGUGACAUCACCGCCUAUUGCUAAAACACCACCCGCUCCAGCUUCUUCUGUCCCAACCUCUGUCCAACAAGGAAGGACUGUUCAUUACAGCCUCCGUCUCCAGACUGAUCACCCUUCAAUGAUAACUGGAUCACUUGGCACUCCAACAGGAGGAGGACCACCAACUCCAGCCCUCCACAAGGCACCGACCACAAACCCAGCAGCUGCUCCUGGUGCCCCAGCAGAUGGCAGCACUUGUGUUACAGGUCAACAGGGAGCAAAAGAAGCUCUGUUACGUCAUGGAGGAAAUAGCUCUCAGUGUCUGCCAGCGCUGGGCAGGCUCACCCAGGAAGCCAGGCUGCUGUCCGCCUCGCAGCCCACUCUGCCUCACCGUUCGUGGGCUGGAGUGCAGCCACACCCGCCUCUCCACCGGAAGGCCUCUGGUGGCAAUUUGUUGGCAGCUCCUUUCCUGGCAGGACAGUUAGCCAGGGGAAGCAGUGCAGGCAUGCUGACCUUUAAUGCUCCAGUGCAGCUGGUAACAAAUAUACAAUUUAAUGCACAAGCACAAGCACAGGCUGCCGUUACCAUUCAGUCCAUCAUACCACAGGCUAUCUCCGCAAACACAGCUGCAUUCACACAAUCUGUACCCACACCCACCGCUGUACACAUGCCAUCUUCCUCCCCUCCGAAGCAAACCCCACUCUCCUCUGCCACCCCUUCACCUGCACCCACCCCUUCAUCUCCCACCCCCAUCCUGUCCAUAACAACUCGCCCGAAACCAGUCCCAAUGACCCCCUCUCGCUCCUCUUCUCCCCCUCCCUGCUCCACUCCACCUUCAGCAGGUACAAGCCCAUUGUCGCUCCCUUCAACUCUUCGUCCCAAACCACUCCAUACGCCUUCCCCCCGCUCUUCCUCUCCCUCUCCCUCCUCUACACCGCCUCCAUCCUCUGUUUACGCCCCAGUUCCAAUACCUCAACCUUAUGGGCCCAAAUCAUCUCUUACCUCCUCUCCUCCUCCCUUCCCCUUGGUAAUUUCUUCGCCACCGCAUCCCCAGAGUCCCAGAGCCAAGGCAUCCAACACACCUCCUUCUGCUUAUCCGUUGUCUUGCCUGAGCCCUGCCCCAACCCCAAUCCCUUCUCCGAUCCCGACUCCCACUCAGACUACCUGUGGCCACACCCCUACCACUUACCAAACUCCUACGCAAACCAUCGCACCUGUCACUCCUACCCAGACCCAGACCCCUACACCUUGCCCAUCUCCAUUCAUUGUUACAUCUGUUCCCUCCCUGGGUAAAUCCCAAAGUCCAACAUCUUGUCUCCAGCCAUCUGUCUCCAGCACAGUCAGGGGCCCCACCCUGAGCCAGAUCCCGAAACAGGAUUUGCCUCUCACCCCAAACCAAACUUCAACUCCUGCCUCAACUCCUGCUAGCACUAGCUAUUCUACUAAAGUAACAUUCUCAGUUCAUCCUGUAAAGCAAACCCCUCCUGUCAUUACUCCAAGCCCCACUUCAGGCUCUGCUCACUCCAUCAAACCAAACACAUCAACAACCUCAUCCUCAACAACUUUACGCCCAAACCCCAGCUCCACUAACCCCUCCUCUCAUACAACCACCUCCUCUACCACCACCUCUCCAAGUGCCCCAUCUACCUUUUCUCAGACCCCAAAACAAAUGCCAACCACCUUAACUGCCCCUACCCACUCCUCAUCACUCAACACACCCCUUACCCCAGCUCAGACCUCUCAGGCAUCUACCACUACAACCACCCAGUCAGCACAAGCAGCCGCCAACCACCAACACCACCACUUCCCCUAAAGGUGGAAAAAAGGAUUCUCAAUUGGAACUCACUAGAAAAGACUCAAAAGGACAAAGACACAAACUGCCUGCCAACAUGUUAGAAAGAAGAGGAGAAAAAUCUCAAAGGAUGCUGAACUUUGUGUUGUGGCCAGUAAAACCAUGGAGUUAGUUCAAUGAUGACUUCCAGUGAUCUCAUGUGGACAGGUACAUCUUCACUCUAGGAUGUGAUUGUCUUAGGACAUCAGGUGUUCAUGUGACGCUCAACCAAGCCAUUGAGCAUGGAAAAAGACUUGCUUGUGUUGCCAGGUGCUCGGCUGAGGUACAGUUAAAAAAAAAAUACAUACAAAUGUAUACAUAUAUAUCUGUGUCAGUGAUAUUUGGAGAAAGCAGGGGAGCUGAAGCAAAAGUGCCGCAGAAAACACACUAAAACAGGAUGCAAGCAAUAGCUGAGACUCUAGUAUAUGAAAAAAAUGAAAACAGCAAUAUAUGUGAAACAUUUGAGACUCCAAUAAUACAUGAGAGAAAAUAAAAAGCUUUCUGUGGUGAGGAAGAAUGUGUACUGUGAUCUCAAAAUGCAGGCAAUAGAGCAGACAUUUCCUGAUUUCCAGCUCCACCUCCUUCUUGCCUCCCAUUCUUCACCAAAUUGUAAUAUUUUCUCAUCAGAAUAAUGAUAAUUAUAAGGAUAUUGCAUUUAAAAAAAUCACUGUAAUGUCGACGCUCAUAAUAUUUUGAAUAAUUAGGAGCAGUCCACUGGUAGUUUUGUUGUCCCAGGUGUGUGGUGUUUAGUUUUUGAAGAAGACAAAACUUUUAACCCUACAUGUUCACUCUGACGACUUCUGUAAAUUGUGUUUUUUUCGUGUAACACACAAUACUGCUCUGCUGUGCACUGUGGGUCAGUUGAUUUUUGUUCCACCAGGCUCCCUGUACUGUAAAUACGUGCCUCUCUGUGGGUCUGUUGGAUACUUCCUCACUCCUCUGCAUCUUUGUCUUUCAUCUCUCAUCUGUUCCGCCGCCUUUCAUUGAUUUCACGGCUCUGGUCGCUAACUGUUUCUUUUGACAGACUCUCUCCCUUUCUCUAGGAUUGCCCGAAACUUUGCUCUCUGCUGCCAUCAGCCUCAUGUUCAGUUGGCAGUUUCCUCCUUCCCUCGCCUCAAUUGACAGUUUCAGCACCAUUUCCAGUGAUGUUUGAUGUUUUGUGUGAGUAGCAACAAGGCAUUUCUGUCUUAAUCCCUGAUACCAUGUUGCCUAGAAUAUAUUUAAGGACCAAAUGUUUUAUUUUUUAUUUAUCACAGCUUUAGCUUUUGAAAGGGAAAAAAGUGGCUAAUAAUGCUGUUUAAAAAUGAUGAUCUUGAGUGUGGCAUUGGAGGUGAUGAUUGUGAUGAUGAUGAUGUUUCUAACCACCAGGAUGGUGAUGCUGAUGAAGAUGGUGUAUAUCUGGAUGUAAGAAUAAAGUGGAUUUAGAUAUCA